This is a messenger RNA of Neocloeon triangulifer, 991 nucleotides long. Its product is annotated as peptidyl-prolyl cis-trans isomerase H. Gene Ontology annotation, cellular component: intracellular membrane-bounded organelle. NCBI's taxonomy places the organism in Eukaryota, Metazoa, Arthropoda, Insecta, Ephemeroptera, Baetidae. The record is from RefSeq and is a predicted model, not a curated record. Gene Ontology annotation, biological process: protein peptidyl-prolyl isomerization; protein folding. Bases 73 to 627 code for a protein of 184 amino acids. The transcript has 4 exons. Gene Ontology annotation, molecular function: peptidyl-prolyl cis-trans isomerase activity.
AAAGUGAAGCAGCAAGUCAGUGCCGGCGUUUUCCAGUUUCCGAAUUUGAAAUUUACUAAAAAUUCCGAGAAGAUGCCGACGUGGCAGCAGAUGCAAAAUAGCUUGAGAAGUCCGAACAAUCCGGUGGUGUUUUUCGACAUCACGGUCGGAAACACGGAAAUCGGUCGUAUGGUGAUGGAGUUGUUCGCUGAUGUCGUUCCAAGGACGAGUGAAAACUUCCGACAGUUUUGCACCGGCGAAUAUCGGAGGGACGGAGUGCCGAUGGGCUUCAAAGGGUCGCCCUUCCACAGAGUAAUCAAGGACUUCAUGAUCCAAGGGGGCGAUUUUGUCAAUGGGGAUGGAACAGGAGUGAUGAGCAUUUACGGCGGCACUUCCUUCGCAGACGAGAAUUUCUCUUUGAAACACGACUCGCCAGGUCUUUUGUCAAUGGCCAACAGUGGAAAAGACACAAACGGCUGCCAGUUCUUCAUAACAUGUGCCAAGUGCAACUUUUUAGACGGGAAGCACGUGGUCUUCGGCAAAGUGAUCGACGGACUCUUGGUUAUGCGCAAGGUUGAGAAUGUUCCCAUCGGCCCCAACAACAAACCCAAAAUUCCGGUCACCAUCACACAGUGCGGACAAAUGUGAAUUGUUUUUUGAGGUGAAAUGUGAGAAUUGAACAAGAGUUAUUUAUGACUUUCCAGUGUCACAUUAAAAAAUAAUUUCCGUCUUACUAAUCCGUAGCUGUUAUUUUUGAUUCAAUGUUCAAAAGGGAUGGAAGUAAUAUCAAAUCUUUCUUUAAAGUUAAAUUUUGCACAAAAUGCUCCUCAAAUUCUUUAUUUUAGGCCUCUGACAUUAUCAAUUCAGAAGUAUUUUCAUUAUUUUGAUUAAUUGGUUCUUUACGUGGAUGGAUAUUUAUUAGAAUAAGAUUGUUUUUAAUGUUUAAAAACUACAGAAAAACUAGUUGAAAAUUUAGAUGAAUUAUUAUAUUGGAUUUUCUAUAAGUUGCCAC